UUCCCUCUCAAUCCACAAAAUCUGAGUCAAAAAUACUUGAAUCCAAAAACAAAAGAAGAGAGAAAAUGUCAGGAAGAGGAAAGGGAGGAAAAGGGUUAGGCAAAGGAGGAGCAAAGAGACACAGAAAAGUGUUAAGAGACAAUAUUCAAGGUAUUACCAAGCCUGCUAUUCGUCGUCUCGCAAGAAGAGGUGGUGUUAAGAGAAUCAGUGGGCUGAUUUAUGAAGAAACUCGCGGUGUUUUGAAGAUCUUUUUGGAGAAUGUUAUCAGAGAUGCUGUUACUUACACUGAGCAUGCUCGUCGUAAGACGGUUACUGCUAUGGAUGUUGUCUAUGCUCUUAAGAGACAAGGUCGUACUCUCUAUGGUUUUGGUGGUUAAAUAGGGUUGUUAAUUAAUUAGCUAAUUAUUUUAGUGUUGUUUUUAUAUAUGCAUCUAUUUGAUGUAUUUGGAUAUUGUAAGUUGUUCGUAUGAAAUAGUGAAAACUGUGUUUCUUGAGCUGUUA
Beta vulgaris subsp. vulgaris (sugar beet) is the source of this 501-nucleotide messenger RNA. Its product is annotated as histone H4. The transcript has a single exon. Bases 66 to 377 code for a protein of 103 amino acids. NCBI's taxonomy places the organism in Eukaryota, Viridiplantae, Streptophyta, Magnoliopsida, Caryophyllales, Amaranthaceae. Gene Ontology annotation, cellular component: nucleosome. Gene Ontology annotation, biological process: nucleosome assembly. Gene Ontology annotation, molecular function: structural constituent of chromatin; DNA binding; protein heterodimerization activity. The record is from RefSeq and is a predicted model, not a curated record.